Molecule: messenger RNA, 5273 nt
Organism: Alligator mississippiensis (American alligator)
Lineage: Eukaryota; Metazoa; Chordata; Crocodylia; Alligatoridae
Gene: BANK1
Product: B cell scaffold protein with ankyrin repeats 1
Exons: 17
Coding region: 301-2610 (769 amino acids)
Biological process (GO): negative regulation of B cell activation; signal transduction; B cell activation
Molecular function (GO): protein tyrosine kinase binding; signaling receptor binding
Source: RefSeq, a predicted model, not a curated record
UUGCGCAGCGGCAAGAGGCCUUUCUUUGUUCCCAGGGGUGCUCUCGCCCUGCUCCCCUCCUCCCCCGCCGGCGAGGUGCGGGCUCCCCGGGGCCUGCUGGCGCUCAGAGGCGCGGCCAUCCCUCCCCGCACCCCCUGGCUGCGCGGGCAGUUUCACUUCUGCAGCGCGAGCAGGAGGCCAGGUUCCCCCGGGGUGCGGGGGCCAGGCGGGCUCCGCGCUUCCGCACGAGCCGCCGCCGAGCCAGGAGCCGCUGGGCUGGCGGGCAGCUGCGCGCCCUCCCGCGGCCACGGAGCCGGGGGCAUGACGAGCCCCGCAGAAAAUGCAAAGGACAUUCUCGUGAUUUAUGAAGAAGAGGCAGAAGAAUGGGCUCUGUAUUUAAAAUCUCUUUUCAAACACAUAGUAAAGGAAGAAGGAAUCUUACUUUACAAUUUAGAAGUUUCAUCUCUUGAACAUAUUGAAUUGUGCUGUUUAUCCUGUUAUAAAUGCAAACUGCUGAUAUUAUCCAAUGGACUUCUAAAAUGUCUCAAUCAGACAAGAAGCCAUUUCCUGGACCAGGUUCUUGAACCACCAGAUAAGGUUGUGAUUCUGCUUUGUGGGGUGCACAAUUCAGACAUUCUCUAUGAAAUACUGACCUUAGACCAAAGUACCUGGGAGAUCUCUACUGAUCAAGAUCCUGAGGAAUACCUCUCCAUUGUGACCAGUAUUAUUCAACAAGGUGACCCACAGAACGAAGAAUUAGAAGAAUCGCUGUCUUAUACCUAUGCAGAAGUUCUUGCAAACGAUUAUCAAGAUAAUUCUUAUACUAACACUUUGGAUGUAAUAGCAUUAGGACAAAAAAAUGUGAAUUUGGAAACUGAUGUGGCUUCUGAAACAGUGGAAAUUAACAGACCAUCAGUACUUGUGUUACCAACAAGAAUACCAUGUGAGAACCCUGGUGAAAUAUUCAUUCUAUUGAGAGAUGAAAUAGCUGAUGAGACUGUAGAAAUUGAAUUCAUAACAGACAACAAACGAAUCAGAAUACAGCCAGACCAAUGGAAUGCGAAGGUCAGGUACAUGAAAGCUCUAGAUUUUCCUGCUGGCCUUGUAAAUGUAAAUGUCUACUGUGAGGGAGUCAUUAAGGCUGUGAUGCAGAUUGAAUACUACACAGCAAUAGGGGAGAUUGAAUGCAUACUUAAGAAAGUGGCUGACCCGAUAGCUUUUGCUUGUCAAGCUUUCAAGUUUUCUUCUGUAGAAAAGCUUGACAAUAUUCUGACCUUCCUAUUGAAAAGCGAGGUGUCUGCUUAUGAAUGCAAUGUUUUUCAGAGUGAAGAUAUGCACCAUGAACAAGCUAAUUUAAACUUGGAAGAGCUUCCUACUCUUCUCCACUGUGCAGCUAAAUUUGGAUUAAAGAACCUUACUAGUUUUCUGCUUCAGUGCCCCAAGGCAACUGAGGUUUGCAGAACAACCAACAAAUAUGGAGAAAACCCAGCAUGUAUUGCUGGAAAGCAUGGUCACAGUGAACUUCAAAAACUCAUCCAAGAAUUGUCAAUUAACGCAACAGAUGGUGAUCAAGAAGAAGAGGCAGAGGAAGAUGACACUUAUGUGGUCAUGCUCCGUUCAGAUUUUCCACUUACCUCUUCAUUAACAGCUAGGAAGCACCCAGAAGAUCAGCAUGAAAUUGGUCUGAAACAUUGGGAAGAAGCUGAUGAGAAGGCAGAAGACAGCGAGAGAGGUCAAGAAAACUUAAGAGAAGAGAAAGAGAAAGAUCCCGAAGAAAACAAACUAGAGGAAGCAACAUGCAAGUUUGAUAACAUCACUGACAAUUUAUAUGCCAGCAUACAUGAUGAUGAUGAUGAUGUUGUUGAUGAUGAUAAUGGUGAACAUGAAGUGGGCAGAAGAGACUCCUUUCUCUUUGACAGGCCACCUCUACCUCCUCGAGAGCCUGCUGCUACUCAAAUAUAUACUGAUCUUCACUCCUUUAUACCAGUCAGGAAAUUGGUGGAAGACAGAAAGGAAAGGGAACACACCAGUGGACGCCUAGAAGCAUACCAUGGAGAAGAACAAGAUAUAGCUGAGGAAGCACAGGGGGAAGAGGAUGAGGAGGAUCCAUACACUUUCGCCACAUUGGAGGAUGGUGUGUACGACAUGAUACUGGCUGCUUCUGAUGAGGAGAGAAGAAAGGAACGCAGAUCAUUUAUCAUGAACAGGCCACCAGCACCUGCCCCGCGUCCCUUGUUUUCCCCAAUCAAAGAAGAGAACACUCCAUACAUAGUACAAGUUUUUCAGCAAAAGGCCACCAGAACUCAUGGUGAUAAUGAGAAGAUGUACUCUGCUGUCAGGAAGCAAGACAGAGGUCAAAUUGAUUCUCCCACUUAUACCACAUUGAGACACUGCAUCCCCUCUGGGCAGGAAGAACUGAUCCUUCUGCAAGAACGAGUAAAGCAAGGGACAAUUUCUGUGGAUGAAGCACUUGAGAAAUUUAAACAAUGGAAGAAUGAAAAAAGCAGUUCAGCUAUCCCUCAGCAGGAAAAAGUACGCCAGCUCCGAGACUCCAUUAUCGGGAAAAGAGUAGAAAAGGAAAAUCUGUACGAUAAGAUCACCAUUGAACAUCACCCACAUGUCUCCAAAUAGAACCCCAACAGAAAAGGGACAGAUGCCUAAUUAAUUGAGCUCAGUUCUUCAUUUGCUUGCCUAAGGACAUUCCACAUCUCCAGUCUACAUCCCGACUGCAGGUUGAUACACAGCACGCAUCUAAGAAAGCAGCUAUGCUGUCAUGACCACAGUUUUGACAUCUUCAUCCUGAUAAAGUCCAGUAUCCCUAAAGCUAGCAUUAAUAAAGUUUCUCAUCAAGUCAGUGCUAGAUUUUAUGCUCUUCUCCUUGCUUUUUAUCUCAGUUGAUCUUCUAAAUGAGUGAUUAAGAAAAAAUAAAGAUGCAGCAUACCUUGUUUUGUUUAAGACUUUACCAUUAGUUUAAAUAUUCUACAUAACUGCUAGAGAUGUAAUGUUAACAGAGCUGAAUGUGAAGUUAUAAAACUGAUGAUUCAGGUUUUAUUUUCCAUUUAAAACCAUUUUUACAUAAAAAUGUACUUCCAGUGUUUACAGCAACUUGCCUGUUUUCGUAGGAAAAAAAAUAAUGAUAUUCUAAUGAGAGGCACUUUCUAACAGCUAUCAACCUAUAUAAGUCUGGAUAUAAAUCAGCACUAAUUAUCUCCAGCUAUUGUCAUGAUUAUAAAAGUAAUGCUUACAAGAAAGUUUUAUGUUUGUGUAUGUGUGUUUAAUAAGGUGCCCAGGGUAAACUAUAACCAAGAACCAAACUUUAGCCUCUAUUACACUGAUGCAACCCCAGUAAAGCAUACGGGACAUAUCUACACAUUCAUUAAUUCACAGUAGUUACUGCACAUUUAAUUUAGUACUUGAUUAAUGAAGUACUAACUAAAUGUACAGUAACUAGAGUUACUGCGCAGUAGUGCCAGCAAACACCUUUCUUAGUGACACUACUGCACAGUAGCCUAAUAAUACUGCACAGUAGUGUAUUAGCACUGCCUGUGCUGUGAUGCGCUACUGCUCACUGUUAUUAGACUACUGCGCUUUAAGCAUCUUGUGUAGACGUGCCCAUGGAGUAGUAGACAUUACCAAGCAGAAUUUCACUCAUAUUACAAAGUAUGCACGCACUUAGCAAUACAUUCAGAUUUAAAUAAGCAUUGCUGAAGACUUGCUAAAAUGACCUGUUUCAUCCACACCAGAGAAAUACACAGCUUUGUAUAUGCAAUGCUUAUGAUAGCCUGCAUCAUAACGUGCAGCUAACUAUUAACUUAGAAGCUCUUCCACCAUACUACAACUAGCUGUUGCCAAUAAUUAAUUUACUGGAUUUUCAGAGAAUAUAGUUUCCUCAAAUCUUGGAGAUUCUAAGAGGGGAUGGGGAGGACAUUGUUUUGUUUUUGGUUUUGAUUUUUUAAAUUAAAGUAUUUAAGAAUCAAUCAUCUAUAUCACUAGGUUUAGUCCUGUGGGUUGUUUGCACACUGUUCAUAGCAAGCCUCCUAUCGAGUGUUUAACAUCCUGAAUUUACUAGUCAGGCCAUGUGGUUGAUCUGUUAAGUCACACAAGGCGUGUCUACACGUGCAUUUAAGCAUGAUUAAAUGUAAUGUGCAUUCAGCUAAAGCACAUUAAGCAAUUUUUGGUAGAUGUCUACCUGUGCAGGGACUUGACACUGAACUUAGUCCCAAAACCCUGCAGCCCUGCCAGGUAGGGCAGACCCGGCACUAAAUUUAGUGCCAGGGCGCGUCUACGUGUGUGUUAAUGCACAUUAAAUAAUCACACCUAAAUGUGAUUUCUGCAUUUGCAUGAUGUCGUUUCUGAUCCCCAACUGAGAGCUCCAACUGGAGCACUUCACAUGCAGAUGCUAUUACUGAUACACAAGUAUCCAAACAUGGGUGUUUCUCCCUGAGCACUCAGCUUAAAACACCAAUGCCAAGUCCAGUCAAGUCACAAUCCAGAGGAGUAUAUGCUAGGCUUUUUUUAAACUGCUGUUUACACAGCUUUAGCUAGCAGCUAUUUGUGAUCUGGGUUAGGUUUAAAAUAGAGUUCAGGCUUGAAUUUGACAACAGCAUGGUCCUGUGAACUGUUCUCCUGAAGCUGCCACCCACACAGGUGCAUACUUUUCAGAGGCUAAGGGCUAGCUGAGAAGUUUGUCAGAGUUGUUUUAAUGAAAAAUUGGAUUGCUUGAACUAAAUUAAACAUUUUGCAUGAAAACGGUUCUGUUUUAUGUGGAAAAAUUCUAAUUUUUGUAAAAAAUUUGAAGAGCCAGUAGUGCUCUAAAAUCAGGAAAUUAUCAAAGACUAUAAUAUUAAUUUUAUAAAUUACUUCCAUAUCUUUACACCCUUCUUACUAAUUGCAUUCUUCGCUAAAUGGGAUGCUUACAGUAAUUAUAAGGUCAAUUAAAUUAAAUUCCCCAGUGCUGACAAAUGCAGAUAAUUCUCUGGAUAUCUUCCCUGACCAGUACACCAACAGAGCAUUUAGUCUUGACCCAAAAAGCAUAAAGAAAGGACUUAAAACUGCAUAAAAGAGCUGCCUGCUCUGAAGAUACAUCAUCGAAAAACUGAGAGGCACAAGACUGUAAUUAGAAGCAGAAGGUUCUGUAAGAGGGCCUGAAGUAUUUUAGAUUUGCCAGGGUCUCCAUAUGGAAGAUGAGUGGCCCGCUGGUAAGCUAGGCAAGCACAGAAAUCAUUCAUUGUCUAAAUAUAAGGACUUUGGCAAAAUGCUCUUGUUCUAAAUAAAUUAUAUUUUGCUUUAAGAAA